UGACUUAUUAAGCAUAUUAUAAGCAUAUAUAAAGCUUCCCCUUUGCUCUACACUUCUAUUUGGCCAUUCAUUUCACCAUCAUAUUCAAAUCUUUCCCAUCCCAUCCAGGUAUUGCAUUUUCUACUCUGGCCUCAAAUUCAUCCAACUAGCUACUCUUGUUUCAAUCAUCCAUGCAUGAUGAAACACCUACAGAUGCUAGAUGUUUUCCGUUUAAUUUUCAAUGGAAAAUGAAAGAGACAAAAUAGAUGAAUGGGAAUUGAUGGUCGUUAAAAUGUUGCGCGCGCCUCAACACACCAAGCGUAUAACGACCAAUAUUCGAACACUCUGGACUGUGGUUCUCCUCAUUCACCGCGAAAACCGCCUCUCGUUCAUCUCUGUAUAGAACUCUCUGAGAAAAAAGGUUCAGAAAUUCCGUUCUACAUUCGUACUUCUCAUCAAAGAUGUCGUUCUCCGAUUCAGAGACAUCUUCUCACAGCUGCGCCGAGUACAAGAACUUCCGGCAGGUCACCCGUGAAAGGCUGUUGUAUGAAAUGCUCCGCUCCUCCAAAACGGAUGAUCCCAGAUCCGCGUGGAGGGUACUCAUCAUGGACAAAGUCACAUUGAAAGUGAUGUCUUGCUCAUGUAAAAUGGCAGAUAUCACAGACGAAGGAAUUUCCUUGGUGGAAGAUCUUUUCAGAAGAAGAGAACCUUUACCCAGUAUGGAUGUCAUUUAUUUCAUUCAACCAACUAAGGAGAAUGUGAUAAUGUUCCUAUCUGAUAUGUCUGGAAGAGAACCUUUAUACAGAAAAGCUUACGUAUACUUCAGUUCGCCCAUACCAAAGGAACUGAUUUCUCGUAUCAAGAAUGAUACAAGUGUAUUACCACGUAUAGGCGCACUAAGAGAGAUGAAUUUGGAGUACUUCCCAAUGGACAGUCAGGGUUUUCUCACUGACCAGGAUAGAGCAUUAGAGGAACUCUUUGGUGAAAAUGCUGAAAAUUCCCAUAGCUUUAAUACAUGCUUGAGCACAAUGGCCUCCAGAAUUGCCACUGUUUUUGCUUCUUUAAAGGAAUUUCCUGUUGUGCACUACCGAGCUCCCAAGGGAGAUGCGUCUACAAGGAGAAACCACGAAUUAAUUCCCACAAAGCUUGCUGCUGCUAUUUGGGACUGCAUUUCUACAUACAAAACCACUAUCCCUAAUUAUCCCCAAAAAGAGACAUGUGAUUUACUGAUUGUAGACAGAUCAAUUGAUCAGAUUGCUCCUGUCAUCCAUGAGUGGACCUACGAUGCAAUGUGCCAUGACCUUCUUGAAAUGAAUGGUAACAAAUAUGUACAUGAGAUCCCUAGCAAGUCGGGUGGUGAGCCUGAAACAAAAGAAGUUCUUUUGGAAGAUCAUGAUCCUGUCUGGCUUGAACUUCGGCAUGCGCAUAUAGCAGAAGCUAGUGAAAAGUUACACGAUAAGAUGACGAACUUUGUGUCAAAGAACAAAGCAGCACAACUACAACAAAGAUGGUAGUGAACUAUCGACUCGGGAUAUACAGAAAAUGGUUCAAGCAUUGCCUCAAUACAAUGAACAAAUGGAGAAACUGUCUCUCCAUGUCACG
This is a messenger RNA of Cuscuta epithymum, 1581 nucleotides long. The record is from the annotation of a GenBank genome assembly. NCBI's taxonomy places the organism in Eukaryota, Viridiplantae, Streptophyta, Magnoliopsida, Solanales, Convolvulaceae.